AUGGAUCAGAAAGAUCAAGACAUUGUCAAAGGAUAUUGCGAUGAUUAUAUGAAAUUGCAUUUACAGAACUAUACAAAUGAAGAUGACUCUUUUAAGAAAGGUUGUGCCAAUGCUUAUAGGUAUGUAACAGAUUUUUCAUUGCAUCCUAAAAUAUCUGCAUUUUGUGGAUAUACAAAUUACUGGUUCUAUGGUGAGCUGAAAUCACAUGAAAAGAAUGAAAAUUAUGAGGCGUUAUUGCAUGACUUUUUUGAGAGACUAAGUAAUUUUGAAGUUUGCGUACAGUACACUGAAGCUAUUGACGAACAUGAUCUGUAUGAUAAAUUUUAUAAUUUUAAAAAUAAAUCUUCAACUCAACAUGGUAAUCCUUGUGAAGAAGGUAGAUUAUGUGCCCAAGAAUAUAAGAAUCACCAGAUUUCAUGUAAGGGGAAUGGUAACAAUAGAUUUUGUAAUGAAUUAGAAAAAUUUCGAGAUCUAUUUAAUGAUCAUCUGAAAUCAGAAAAUGGGUGCAAAGACAUAAAAGAAUUACCAUCCUUCCAAGGAUCUCCACUAGCUGCUACCAUUUCAAUCCCAUUUUCUGUAAUGUCAGUAAUAUCUUUCUUUUCAUUUGUUACGUACAAAGUGGGUAAUUUUUUUGUAAAAAAGAGAUAA
Molecule: messenger RNA, 648 nt
Organism: Plasmodium cynomolgi strain B
Lineage: Eukaryota; Apicomplexa; Aconoidasida; Haemosporida; Plasmodiidae
Exons: 2
Coding region: 1-648 (215 amino acids)
Source: RefSeq, a predicted model, not a curated record